This is a messenger RNA of Acanthaster planci (crown-of-thorns starfish), 2095 nucleotides long. It is a transcript of the gene eipr1, whose product is annotated as EARP complex and GARP complex interacting protein 1. The record is from RefSeq and is a predicted model, not a curated record. Lineage: Eukaryota; Metazoa; Echinodermata; Asteroidea; Valvatida; Acanthasteridae. Gene Ontology annotation, molecular function: protein binding. Gene Ontology annotation, biological process: protein ubiquitination.
GCACAAAUAAUGAAGGUUGCCAGCCUAGCUGAAUUGUCAACAUGGAGGAUGAUGCGCCGGUCAUUUACGGCCUUGAGUUUCAGGCCAGAGCACUGACUGCCCAGGCUGCUGAAUCUGAGGUCAUUAGAUUUCUGGUUGGGACACAGUCUUUGAAAAAUGAGAACCAGGUUCACUUGCUUGAAUUUGAUGAUGACAACAAUAUCCUCAACAAGAUGGUGUUCCUGCACAAGGACGGCGAAAUAUGGCACAUCGGCUCCAACCCCGCCGACAAGAACAUCCUGACAACGUGUUACAAUAAAAUCACAGACAACAAGGUCUCCACCUGUGCAGCUCUCUGGCGCAUCCCGUCGGACGCCGACCCGGCCGAUCAAGACCCAGAGAUUCAGGACGACUCCACCACCUAUGCCAGGCCCCUGGAGGUGCUGUGCCGCUUUGACAACAGCGACAUUGGCAAUGUGAUCAGUGUUUUGUGGGAACCCCAGGGGAACGGAAGCAAAGCUCUCUCCGUAUCAGACAACCACCUGACGAAGUGGGAUUUGGAGGCCAGCGACAGUGAGGCUAAGGUUUCCAGCUCUGUUGCCCUGGAGAGCAAAGGUCAUCCAAAGUUCACCGCAGGUCGAUGGAACCCGCACCACAACAACACCCAGGCAGCUACAGCCAAUGACACCACCAUACGGGGCUGGGACCUCCGAACAAUGAAACAGUGCUAUACAAUUGAGAAUGCCCAUGGCCAACUCGUGCGGGACCUGGACUUCAACCCAAACAAGCAGUACUACCUAGCCAGCUGCGGAGACGACUGCAAAGUCAAAUUCUGGGAUGUCCGGAAGACGGAGUCCCCUGUACUGACACUCACCGAUCAUUCCCACUGGGUAUGGAGUGUGAGGUACAACCAGUUCCAUGAUCAGCUAGUCUUGUCCUCCAGCAGUGACAGCAGGGUCAUCUUGACCAAUGCUACCUCCAUCUCCUCUGAGCCCUUUGGCCAUCUGGAUGAAGAUGAUGAUGACAGUGAGAAAGAGGAAGACGCAGAGACAAAGCCCAAAGAGCCAAUCAAGGAUGGGCUAAUCGCCAACUACGAGGAACAUGAGGAUAGUGUGUAUGCCGCAGAGUGGUCUACGGUCGACCCCUGGCUCUUCGCCUCACUCAGUUACGACGGCCGACUGGUCAUCAACAGGGUCCCCAAGGCCGAGAAAUACAAAAUUUUGUUAUGAAUGGAGCUUACUUAUGAUACAUGUGACGAGGUGACAAUUCUGUUGGCUCUCUGCACUGUAAACCCAGUGGAGUCUUGUUUGGUAGACGCAGGGACCGAACGUCUGUUGGAGGAUAGUUAUUGUGGGGACACAAAAGGUUGUGACGACACACCAAAGUUCUAACAGAGAGAGACCUAAACAGUAAACAGAAUCACUCUCCCACGACAUGGUUCAGCCUCACUUUGUGUUAUCUGAAGUUUGUAUGAUCCGCGAAUAUCGCUGUCCAUUCCUUGGUGGCCGUCCAUUCCUGAUUGUUGACUGAUAUGUGAACCAGUGAAUGGUUGAAUUGGUUAUUGGUACCAUGUUCUAUUUGUUUGGCACCCCAAUCUACAGUCCACAAAACCUCUGUGCUCUCCCCUGUUGCACAGUGCCGGAUUGGGAUUAAAUCCCUAAAAAUUUAAAAUGUCAACCUCAUCAGCUUUUGGAAGAGGGACAUUCUUGAAUGGAGGUUAAUGUUGGUCAAGAAAGGGAUAGCCCCGCCCCCCACCCUCACCCCCAAACACCAGCCAGGUGUGCAGAGAUUGUUACAUUCGACUUAACUGCUGAUAUUGCAACAAGCUGGUUUCCCCUCUAACAUUUUCCCAAAGAACCUCACCCAGUUUCAGUUAACAGAAAAUGCUGUCUUGUGCCCGCCUGCAUCUAUCUUUAUUCUUCUUGUACCACCUGAUGGGAACCUGCCGUGGACUCUUUAGGUGAUAAUAAAGAUGAUACAUAAUGCUGACUGUCCCUGUGGCUCACUUGAUGGCAUAUAAUUAUAUUAUUGUUGCUAUGUAAAAAGUGCUUGUUGAUAUUGAAUGUAUGCAAAUGAAACAUUCCUAAUAAAUUGAUGAAUUACAUGAAACAGUUUA